Molecule: messenger RNA, 1852 nt
Organism: Magnolia sinica
Lineage: Eukaryota; Viridiplantae; Streptophyta; Magnoliopsida; Magnoliales; Magnoliaceae
Product: actin-like
Exons: 5
Coding region: 165-1298 (377 amino acids)
Source: RefSeq, a predicted model, not a curated record
UUAUAUAAAUCUCCUUCCCCCCUCUUCCUUGCUAUUUCUAGCGUUUCAGAGAGAGAGAGAGAGAGAGGCUCUUUGCAUCGGAGAAGCCAAGGAGAAGGGCGAGCCCUAGUCUCCUUUUCUUGUCCUCUCUCUUUACAUCGCUUCUUCAACAAGGUUUAUAAAAGAUGGCUGAUGCUGAGGAUAUCCAGCCUCUUGUCUGCGACAAUGGAACUGGAAUGGUCAAGGCUGGAUUUGCUGGUGAUGAUGCUCCAAGGGCAGUAUUUCCCAGCAUUGUGGGCCGACCACGCCACACUGGUGUCAUGGUUGGCAUGGGCCAAAAAGAUGCUUAUGUGGGGGAUGAGGCCCAAUCUAAGAGAGGUAUCCUCACCCUCAAAUACCCCAUUGAGCAUGGUAUUGUCAGCAACUGGGAUGACAUGGAGAAGAUUUGGCAUCACACUUUCUACAAUGAGCUCCGUGUUGCUCCUGAAGAGCACCCAGUGCUUCUCACCGAAGCACCUCUCAACCCCAAAGCGAACAGAGAGAAAAUGACUCAGAUUAUGUUUGAGACCUUCAAUGUACCUGCCAUGUAUGUCGCUAUUCAGGCUGUCCUUUCUCUAUACGCCAGUGGCCGUACAACUGGUAUUGUGCUUGAUUCUGGUGAUGGUGUGAGCCACACGGUGCCCAUUUAUGAAGGAUAUGCACUUCCCCAUGCAAUCCUUCGUCUGGAUCUUGCAGGACGUGACCUCACAGAUGCAUUGAUGAAGAUCCUUACAGAAAGAGGUUACUCAUUCACAACCACUGCUGAACGGGAAAUUGUAAGGGACAUGAAAGAGAAGCUUGCAUAUGUCGCCCUUGACUAUGAGCAGGAGCUGGAGACUGCCAAGAGCAGUUCCUCAGUUGAGAAGAGCUAUGAGCUGCCUGAUGGGCAGGUGAUCACGAUUGGAGCUGAGAGGUUCCGUUGCCCUGAGGUGCUCUUCCAGCCAUCCCUCAUUGGAAUGGAAGCUGCUGGAAUCCAUGAGACCACAUACAACUCCAUCAUGAAAUGUGAUGUGGAUAUCAGGAAGGAUUUGUACGGCAACAUAGUGCUGAGUGGUGGUUCGACCAUGUACCCUGGCAUUGCUGAUCGUAUGAGCAAGGAGAUCACAGCACUUGCUCCUAGCACCAUGAAGAUCAAGAUCAUUGCUCCUCCCAAGCGCAAGUACUCCGUGUGGAUCGGUGGCUCCAUCCUGGCCUCGCUGUCCACCUUCCAGCAGAUGUGGAUUGCCAAGGCCGAGUAUGAUGAAUCUGGGCCGUCCAUUGUGCACCGGAAAUGCUUUUAAAUAUUCUCAUCAGGUGGUGAGUUCUUCCUUUAAUAGUUGGUUUUUGGUUGUGUCAUGUCAUGGCAAUGCGACCUCGGGUUUGAUUGAAAGAAGAUUGUGCGCCGGUGCUUCUGAGAAAAAUACCUAGAUGACUUUUGCUGCUGCUGCAGCCAAACUAGUAGUAGGUAUUUGUCUAGAUUUUAGAUUGGAAGAGGGUUUUUUUUUUUUUUUCCUAGAGUCCGCCUUGCCUAUUAGUUAGUGUGGAUGCUCUGCAAAGUCAUAUUUGCAGGCAAAAUGGGGCAUGGCUUCUGCUGGCAAGCAGAGCACAAGAGUAUUAUUACUACUCUUCUCCUAUUUUUACCCUUUCAGUGGUAGGAGAAAAAUGCCAGCACCCAUUCUUUUGAUUGUGGUGUGGCUUUUAGUUCCCGCACGUAGCUAGCUGUAGCUGCCUGCUCUGUGUGAUUUCCCCAUUGCUUUUCGUUGUUCUUUUCCUUAUUUUCUAGCAUAUUUCUGUUAAUAUUGUAUGAGAAAAUUUGUUGCGGUUAUGAAUUAUAUAUGAUUAUGGGUUUUGAUUA